UUAAAACAAAAGUACGAGACAGGAAACUCAGAGGGGAUUAACUGCAAGGAAGGAAAACAGAUGAGAGUGAAAGAAAAAAUCGGACAAUAGAUCAAAAAUCCCAGGGUAUCCUGAUAGAUCCUGUAAAGCAGCAUGAAUAAUCGUUCCAUCGCCUGGUGGCUGCAACAGGUUGGCCUGCCCCAGUAUACCAAAACACUAGAAAAUGAAUAUUUUGGUCUGGAGGGUUUGCAGAAUGUAACGGAUGAAGAGCUAAAGGCAGCAGGGAUAGAGGAUGCCGGGCACAGAGAAAUCCUCCUCACUCAACUUUCAAGACAGACACUGAGGCUGGGCCCACACUCUGGUGAGCAGGUGGUAAAACGUAGAAUCAGCCGGAAUUACUCCCUAGGAUCAUAUGUAGAUCUGGAGAGUCCUAAAGAUUUGUUUCGUCAGAGUAUCCUUCCCCGCCUCCAUCGUGUGGACAAAAAGCACCGCUUGUCUGUCUCUUGCUCUCAGCUUCGCCCUCUGAAUGAAGAUGAGACCAUUAUCCAGGAGAGUAAACUCAGUAAAAGGAAAAGUAUCUCUGCAUACUUCGCCCACCUGAAGGGAUUAGUUGGUCGGCGAGAGAUGGAUUCACUAAAGAAGGAGCUGGAAGAGGAGCUGAAGCUCAACACAGAGGAUCUAAGGAGUCACGCCUGGUACCACGGACAGCUGACCCGGGAGGCUGCAGAGUUGCUGUUGCAUAGAGAUGGGGACUUCCUUGUUCGUGACUCAAGUUCUGAGCCUGGGAACUAUGUUUUGAGCUGCUUUUGGAGGACCACUCCACUGCACUUUAAGGUCAUUCGAGUCGUCCUUCGUCCUAAAAAGGGAUACUCGCGGGAGCUGUUUCAAUUUGAGGAAGACCGCUUCGAAAACGUGCCGUCUCUCAUUCGGUUUUAUGUUGGUGGGCGUCGGCCUAUUUCCAAAGCUUCCGGUGCCAUCAUCUUUCAGCCAAUUACACGCACCCUCCCUCUGCGUGCCAUCGCCGAGCGACACGCAGAGCUCAAGAGUGGCGGCGUCAGAAGUGUGGAGCGAGAAAAGCUGUCCAGGAACAGUAAAAGACGCAGCUUCAGCUCCACGCACAACGACACGCUCCAGGUCAUCAAUCCCUUGCUCAGGAGUGGAAGUCAACCCGCUAACUUAGAGAAUGUUGGACGGAGGCCUUCUCUUCAGUCUGCACAGUCUGACAGCAACCUUAGAACGGGUGUUCCAGAGAGCAGUCAGUCAGAGGAUGCUGGCCCUGAACCCAUCUCUCCGGUGUUUCGUACAGGCAGUGAGCCCAUGCUGAGCCCGCGACCGCGUCACACACGCCCCUCCCUCCUAGGUGGUGGUGUGACCUUGCGAGGUUCGGACGGGCAGCUGCACUCCAGAGCUCCCCCCAAACCCCUCAGAGUCUCUGUUGUUUUCCCCAAUAUGGUACCUCCUCCACCUUCCGACCCAGAUGAAGACCCUUCAUCUUUUUACGAUGAACUGGUGAUCCAGGUCCCACAGAGCCGGCGGAAGGGCCAUGUGGACCGGCUGCGGGUAGAGGAGAAGUGGCAAAGCCGUGCUCGCAUCACAGAGACCUCUUUUGGACUACUGGAUGCUCAGGAAAACGCAACAUCACCACAGCCACUAUUUGAUAAAGAUUUUCAGAGGAAAGCUUCUGAGAAAGUAGAAGACUGGCACUUUGAACGGCCUCAGAUGGAGACAACAUCAUGUUUCCAGCUGGAGCUUUUUGAAUCACUUCUUUUGCCAGACAACAACCGACCUUUGGAGCCCGGCGUGCUGCUCACCCUCAAAGAGCACUUCAAUCGCUCCGACCCAAGCACGACCGCUCUGCACAUGCUCAGUGUUGACUGUCAGGUUGCUAGAAUUGUAGGAGUGACCAAUGAGCAGAAAAGGAUCAUGGGAGUAGAUUCAGGACUGGAGCUGGUGACUCUACCACAUGGACACCAGUUACGACAGGAUUUGCUAGAAAGGCAUCAUCUAAUAGCGCUAGGAGUGGCAGUAGACAUCCUGGGCUGCACAGGAACUGUGAGUCAGAGAGCAACUGUUCUGCACAAAGUAAUCUUGUUGGCUCAAGCCCUGAAAGAGCAGGUCCACAACCUUUACUCCUUCUCAGCCGUGAUGAAAGCUCUGGAGAUGCCUCAGAUUGUGCGCCUGGAGAUGACAUGGAGAGCACUGAGAAGGAAUCAUACAGAGAGUGCAAUAUUAUAUGAAAAACAGCUCAAACCCUUCAUGAAGUUACUGAAUGAGGGAGAUGGCUCUUCACUUGAGGGUACUGUAGCCAUCCCACACCUACUUCCUCUGCUCAUGGUCAUGGAGGGGGACGACCCUCUGGAGAACAGCGAUCAGGGCUGCCAGCUGCUUUACAACGUACUUCAGUCAGCUCGCAGCAUUGCCUUGCACGCCGCCGACUAUCAGGAGUUUGCACGUUCUCUACUCACAGGGGGCUGGGAGCCGGUGCCCGAGCUGCUGGAGGCGUUCCGGACAGAGUUCGCUCUGCGGCUGUUUUGGGGUCAGCAGGGUGCAGCCGCAGACAGGAAAGAGAGAUACGAGAAAUUUGACAAGAUUCUUCAUGUCCUCUCUGAUAAACUGGAACCUGUGGAGGUCGUCCCACAACAAGCAGACUCUUUACUCUGAGCCGUGUUCCAUCAGGUGGAAGCUGACAGCAGCACUUUCUCCAUAAGAGGAAACAAACAAACAAACAAAAAACUGCAAACUGAGCCCCUUGUGAUUAUUAAGAGAGAUCGUAUGGCAUCAGGCAGAGGGAAAAUAAACGUCUUUAUUUACAGAGAUGUGAGCAAUUUGUCUUUGUCAGCUGGAUUAAGUCAACAGAUUUAAUCGUGUGUGAGCAGAUCUUCACUGUGAAGAGACUUUUCCACAGGAAAAGUGGAACUAUUAAGCUCCUGCAGUUUCCAAAAUGUACAUUUCUAACAACCAACCAGUGUUUCAUUAAAACAAACCCCAGUGGUUCCAUGUCUGAUUUCAAAGUAAAAGCGUAGUUUGAACACUGUAUGAAUCUCUGUAAAUGUCAAAUAAAAACAGACUUUUGAGAAGUC
Oryzias melastigma (Indian medaka) is the source of this 3059-nucleotide messenger RNA. RefSeq names its product SH2 domain containing 3A (gene sh2d3a). Gene Ontology annotation, biological process: positive regulation of peptidyl-serine phosphorylation; small GTPase-mediated signal transduction. The transcript is spliced from 19 exons. Gene Ontology annotation, molecular function: guanyl-nucleotide exchange factor activity; phosphotyrosine residue binding. Lineage: Eukaryota; Metazoa; Chordata; Actinopteri; Beloniformes; Adrianichthyidae. The coding region runs from base 133 to 2640 and encodes 835 amino acids. The record is from RefSeq and is a predicted model, not a curated record.